CUGAGGUCUUUUUGGUUUCAGAAUUUCUUACAUCUCUGAGUGGUACUGGGGAGGCUUUAGCUCUGUAUUUCUGAAAUCCUGGCUCCACCCUUGAUCACAAUGAGGAAAUCAGCUUUUCAGAAAUAAAUGAGGCAAUUGAAGAAAGGGGGAAAAAUAUCUAUAAAGUUAUAAAGCUCCCCCAGACUGCAGAUUAGGAUAGAUUAUUUAAAUCUUUUUGUAUAAAGUCCUCCACAUACCAUUGUUUACCGUGGCCUGCAGGUCAUGUCCCACCUUUGGAUUGGGUCGACAGUUUGACGUGUUGCACUGAGAGCUCCUCAUAUGAGGGGGCGGUCAGACCCCUGCUGAGCUGAGCAGGACCCUCAGAGACAGAGCACAGACACUGGACAGACCACCAGAAGACUCUGUGCAGAUAUGAUGAAGUCUUUCCCCUGGAGCCUCUUGUACUGCGCUUCCCUGCUGCUGUCUGAUGUACUGGGCACAUAUCACCUCAAUGCAGGAGAUCCUCACCUGAUAGCUGCACAAAGCUACGCUCAAACCAGGAAUAACGGUCGACCACCACUCAGGACCCUGAAUCCAGCAAUUCACAGAAGUGACUACACGUAUAGAGGAGGGUAUCACUACCACUACCAGCCACCAAGGAUCCCUCCACCGGUAGUGUAUCGACCUAUUCCUCUAUCUCCACCAGUGACUUACCACAGACCCUCCGUCCCCAUGCCACCCUAUCACCACAGGUUCACAGGGCCACAAACACACCACAUAUACAAAGGUCUAUCUCCACCUGUAGCUUACCAUCAACAUCAAAGGGUCAAAGGCCCGUUUCAUUACAAAGUAAAAGGUCCGUGCCCAAUAAAGUCAGACCCCACAGUACCAACAGCACCUGUGGUACACCUUCCUACCAUCAUCCCAACUCUACCAGAGCCGACACUGCCGCCAACUCUCCCAGCAACUACAGCGGCACCGCUGACAACCAUCAUCCCAGUGGUGGUGACCGCAGAGCCGCCAGUGGAGACCCCCGCUCCUGUGACGCUACCGGUCAGUACCCAAAGCGGCCCCAUCACCACCGUCAGUCCUGUGGAGACAGAGACAGACUCUCAGUGCAGGAGCCGUCCCCUGGACCUGGUCUUCAUCAUCGACAGCUCUCGCAGCGUGCGUCCUGGUGAGUUUGAGAAGGUCAAGAUCUUCCUCGCCGACAUGGUCGACACUUUGGUCGUGGGCUCAGAGGCCACCAGAGUGGCUGUGGUCAACUACGCCAGCACGGUCAAGAUCGAGUUCUUGCUCAAAGACCACUUCAACAAGCCAGACAUGAAGAAAGCCAUCUCCCGCAUCGAGCCCUUGGCGGCUGGCACCAUGACCGGCCUCGCCAUCAAAACCGCCGUGAACGAAGCUUUCACUGAGCAGUCUGGAGCCCGACCUCGCUCUAGGAACAUCUCCAAAGUGGCCAUCAUUGUGACGGACGGGAGACCUCAAGACCAGGUGGAGGAAGUGUCUGCAACAGCCCGGGCCUCAGGCAUCGAGAUCUACGCUGUUGGGGUGGACCGUGCAGAUAUGCGCUCCCUGCAGCUGAUGGCCAGCAUCCCUCUGGAGGACCACGUCUUCUAUGUGGAGACGUACGGCGUUAUUGAGAAGCUCACCUCCAAGUUCAGGGAGACCCUGUGCGGUCUGGACCCCUGUGCCAUUGGACAUGACUGCGAACACAUAUGUGUCAACAGCAACGCCUCCUAUUACUGCAAGUGCCGGAAUGGUUAUAUCUUGAAUGCGGACAAGAAAACAUGUUCCCUGAAACAGGUGAAGGUGGAGGUGGUGGAGGAUCCCUGUAAAUGUGAAGCCAGACUGGCUUUCCAGAAGCAGACGCAGGCGGCCAUCCAGCAGCUCACAGCCAAGCUGGCCGAUGUGUCUGGGAGAAUAGAGCGUCUGGAGAACAUGGUGGGCCGUGCUUAAAGCUGGACACAGUGCUGCAGAGCCAUGGACUUACUGCAACAUAGACAUCUGCUUCCUGUCAUCUGCCUCCACCCAUAACUACUGCACGUACUUCAACCACAGGCCGAGUGAAGCUGUGAUUCAUACACCAGUAUCCCUCAAAUUACUGACUGCUGCCACAAUAUCCACAGUUGAUCUGGGAUUUUUUUAUGAACAGUGAAUGCAAUGUUUUGAAACUGCCGUAAAAGCUACUUAUAAUAUUUUUUCUUAACACGAAUAUGAUCAUGGUGUGAUGUUAAAUAACCAAAGAAAAUGAGUACUAUUUUCAUUGUUAUCCUGUACUGUAUUACGUAUGUCUUGUGUCCAGUCUGUACAAAGAUGCAUAUUGUAUAUAGUAGUUAUUUGUGAAAAUGUCUCAUUGGAUUGACGAAGUGAUUUGAUUUUAAUAGAACAGCAAAAGGUUUCUUACAUGAAGUGUUUUUUGCAUAUUUUCUUCAUUAUAUACUCUCUGUUACGAAGGUUAUAUAUAUAUAUAUGUGUUUGUCAUCAUCUAUCAUAUGACAUGACAUUUAAUGUUUGCUAAGAUUUAUAAAUGUAAUAAAAGAGACAAAUUGGACAAUA
Molecule: messenger RNA, 2538 nt
Organism: Seriola aureovittata
Lineage: Eukaryota; Metazoa; Chordata; Actinopteri; Carangiformes; Carangidae
Gene: matn3a
Product: matrilin 3a
Exons: 7
Coding region: 412-1938 (508 amino acids)
Molecular function (GO): calcium ion binding
Source: RefSeq, a predicted model, not a curated record